AUGAAUCAGCGUGAGGACCGAGAAGAGGGACUCCCUCCCUCUAAAAGCUCUCUGUGUGGGGAACAUGACAACCAGACCAAAGCCCAGAGGAUCUAUCAGCAAAGAUCAAAUUCUCCUGAACCCAGCUGUGUGUCCAUGAAGAGUGACCAGUCCAUGUAUCACCCUCUUAGUUUCAAAUAUGAACACCCCUCAACUGAUCAAUGGAUCCAUCAAAACAGACCAGACUACUCUGAACUCAGCUGUGUGUCUGUGAAGAGUAAGAGGUCUAUGGAUGUAUCUGUUAAAUUCAAACAUAGACAGCAGUCUACUGAUCAGGGAGUUUAUCAGCAGAGCUCAGAAGUUCUCAGUGGUCAGUCUGUUCAGCAGCAUCAAACACACCUGGACUUCAUAUUUAUGCUGUUGGAGGAGAACAUCGUCUGGUUUGUGAAAUAUGAACUUGAUAAGAUCAAGAUGGUUCUGGGUCUGGGUUACCCAGAAUACUUGGAGAGACAGGCCGAGGAUGAUGAGGUGUUGGAUGGUGAGGAGCAAGAGCAGAGGAGGAGCAGCAGAGAGGCUUUUCUGAAGAUCACACUGCAUUUCCUGAAGAGAAUGAAGCAGGAGGAGCUGGCUCACUGUCUACAGAGCAGAACUUGUGCUGUACAGUGUCGAUAUAAACUCAAGUCUAAACUGCAGAAGAAGUGCCACAGUGUGUUUCAGGGGAUUGGUAAAAGAGGAAAUCCAACCCCUCUGAAUCAGUUCACAGAGCUCUAUAUCACAGAGGGGGGGACUGCAGGGGUCAAUGAUGAACAUGAGGUCAGACAGAUUGAAACAGCAUCCAGGAAACCAGACAGACCAGAAACAAUAAUCGGACAAGAAGACAUCUUUAAAGCCUUAGUCGGAAGAGAUGAACCAAUCAGAACAGUGAUGACUAAGGGAGUGGCUGGCAUUGGGAAAACCAUCUUAACACAGAGGUUCACUCUGGACUGGGCUGAAGACAAAGCCAACCAGGACAUAGAGUUCACAUUUCCUAUCGCUUUUAGAGAGCUUAAUGUGUUGAAAGAGAAAAGGUACAGCUUGGUGGGACUUGUUCAUCACUUCUUUACCGAAACAAAAGAAGCAGGAAUCUGCAGGUUUGAAAAGUUCCAGGUUGUGUUCAUCUUUGACGGUCUGGAUGAGUGUCGACUCCCUCUGGACUUCAACAACAAUGAGAUCCUGACUGAUGUCACAGAGUCCACCUCGGUGGAUGUGCUGCUGACAAACCUCAUCAGGGGGAAACUGCUUCCAUCUGCUCGCCUCUGGAUAACCACACGACCCGCAGCAGCCAGUCAGAUCCCUACUGAGUGUGUCAGCAUGGUGACAGAGGUCAGAGGGUUCACUGACCCACAGAAAGAGGAGUACUUCAGGAAGAGAUUCAGAGAUGAAGAGCAGGCCAGCAACAUCAUCUCCCACAUCAAGACAUCACGAAGCCUCCACAUCAUGUGCCACAUCCCAGUCUUCUGCUGGAUCACUGCUACAGUUUUGGAGGAUGUGUUGACAGGGAGAAAGGAAGGAAAGCUGCCCAAGACUCUGACUGACAUGUACAUCCACUUCCUGGUGGUUCAGUCCAAAGUGAAGAACAUCAAGUAUGAUGGGGGAGCUGAGACAGAUCCACACUGGAGUCCAGAGAGCAGGAAGAUGAUUCUGUCUCUUGCAAAACUGGCUUUUGAGCAGCUGCAGAAAGGCAACCUGAUCUUCUAUGAAUCAGACCUGACAGAGUGUGGCAUCGAUUUCAGAGCAGCCUCAGUGUGCUCAGGAGUGUUCACACAGAUCUUUAAAGAGGAGAGAGGGGUGUACCAGGACACGGUGUUCUGCUUUGUCCAUCUGAGUGUUCAAGAGUUUCUGGCUGCUCUUCAUGCCCAUUUAACAUUCAUCAACUCUGGAGUCAAUCUUCUGGGAAAAAAACAGACAACAUCUUGGUGGUCUAAAGUGUUCACAAGCAAAUCAAGAUGUUUCUACCAGUGUGCUGUGGACGAGGCCUUAAAGAGUCCAAAUGGACACCUGGACAUGUUCCUCCGCUUCUUCCUGGGUCUUUCAAUGCAGACCAAUCAGACUCUCCUACGGGGCCUGCUGACACAGACAGGAAAAAGCUCACAGACCAAUCAGGAAACAGGAAACUACAUUAAGAAGAGGAUCAGUAAGGAUCUGUCUGCAGAGAGAAGCAUCAACUUGUUCCACUGUCUGAAUGAACUGGAUGAAAGUUCCUUAGUGGAGGAGAUCCAACAGUCCCUGGGAUCAAGAAGACUCUCCCCAGACAAACUGUCUUCUGCUCAAUGGUCAGCUCUGGUCUUCAUCUUACUGUCAUCAGAAAAAGACCUGGAUGUGUUUGAUUUGAAGAAAUACUCUGCUUCAGAGGAGGCUCUUCUGAGGCUGCUGCCAGUGGUCAAAGCUUCAAGUAAAGCUCUGUUGUCUGACUGCAACCUCUCAGAGAGAAGCUGUGCUGCUCUUUCUUCAGUUCUCAGCUCCCAGUCUUCUAGUCUGAGAGAUCUGGACCUGAGUAGUAACAACCUGAAGGAUUCAGGUGUGAAGCUUCUAUCUGCGGGGCUGGAGAGUUCAUAUUGUACACUGGAAACUCUCAGUCUGUCAGGUUGUCUGAUCACAGAGGAAGGCUGUGCUUCUCUGGCCUCAGCUCUGAGCUCCAAUCCCUCCCAUCUGAAAGUGCUGGAUCUGAGCUACAAUCAUCCAGGAGACUCAGGAGAGAAACUGCUGUCAGCUGGACUGGGUAAUCCACAAUGGAGACUGGACACUCUCAGGGUGGACCAUGGUGGAGAGCACAGGUUAAAAUCUGAUGUGAGGAAGUAUGUCUGUGAACUCACAGUGGACACAAACACAGUAAACAGAGACCUCGAAUUGUCUGACAACAACAUGAAGGUGACACAUCUGGGAGAGGAUCAGUCAUAUCCUGAUCAUCCAGACAGAUUUGACUACUGGGCUCAGCUGCUGUGUAGCAAUGAUCUGACUGGUCGCUGUUAUUGGGAGCUCGAGUGGAGAGGAGGAGUGUCGAUAUCAGUGACUUACAGUGGAAUCAGAAGGAGAGGGUACAGUGUCGACUGUGCAUUUGGAAAAAAUGAUCAGUCCUGGAGUCUGUUCUGCUCUGAUGAUGGUUACUCUGUCUGGCACAAUAGGAAGGAAACAUCCAUUCCCUCCUCUGUCUCUAACAGAGUAGGAGUUUAUGUGGACACUUCUGCUGGCACUCUGUCCUUCUAUAGAGUCUCCUCUAACGCACUGAUCCACAUCCACACCUUCAACACCACGUUCACUCAACCUCUGUAUCCUGGGUUUCGGCUCUGGUCUGGUUCUUCAGUGUCUCUGUGUCCUCUGUCUAUAGGAGAGUCUCCUCCCCCGUGUAGACAGACAGACACCCUGCUUACUGAAGACAACUGCUGA
Molecule: messenger RNA, 3402 nt
Organism: Scomber scombrus (Atlantic mackerel)
Lineage: Eukaryota; Metazoa; Chordata; Actinopteri; Scombriformes; Scombridae
Product: protein NLRC3-like
Exons: 10
Coding region: 1-3402 (1133 amino acids)
Molecular function (GO): protein binding
Source: RefSeq, a predicted model, not a curated record